Serpula lacrymans var. lacrymans S7.9 is the source of this 1645-nucleotide messenger RNA. RefSeq lists its product as uncharacterized. The transcript has 9 exons. The record is from RefSeq and is a predicted model, not a curated record. Gene Ontology annotation, biological process: translation; translational elongation. Gene Ontology annotation, molecular function: translation elongation factor activity; GTP binding; GTPase activity. NCBI's taxonomy places the organism in Eukaryota, Fungi, Basidiomycota, Agaricomycetes, Boletales, Serpulaceae. The coding region runs from base 108 to 1490 and encodes 460 amino acids.
GAGGUAGUAUAAUUAUCGCCAAACAUCUCCAAUCUCCCUUUCUUCCUUACCACCACAUCCGUCCCUCUGCUUUCCACUGACUUACAUCUUCUGACUUUGCUCGCCAAAUGGGAAAGGAAAAAACUCACGUUAACGUUGUUGUGAUCGGACACGUUGAUUCAGGGAAAUCGACGACGACUGGACACUUGAUCUACAAGUGCGGUGGAAUUGACAAGCGCACUAUCGAGAAGUUCGAAAAAGAAGCGGCUGAACUCGGCAAGGGUUCUUUUAAAUAUGCGUGGGUAUUAGACAAGCUAAAGGCUGAACGUGAGCGGGGUAUCACGAUUGAUAUCGCAUUGUGGAAGUUCGAAACGCCCAAGUUCAUGGUUACAGUAAUCGAUGCUCCAGGCCAUCGCGAUUUCAUCAAGAACAUGAUUACUGGCACCUCCCAGGCUGACUGUGCCAUCCUUAUCAUUGCCGGCGGUACUGGUGAAUUUGAAGCUGGAAUCUCGAAGGAUGGGCAGACUCGUGAACACGCCCUUUUGGCGUUUACCUUGGGUGUUAGGCAACUCAUUGUUGCUGUCAAUAAAAUGGAUACUACGAAGUGGAGCGAGGAUCGUUUCAAUGAAAUUAUCAAGGAAACCUCUACUUUUAUCAAGAAAGUUGGUUACAACCCGAAAGCUGUCGCCUUUGUCCCCAUAUCUGGGUGGCAUGGUGACAACAUGUUGGAAGAGUCUCCCAAUAUGCCGUGGUACAAAGGUUGGACCAAGGAGACUAAGGGCGGCGUUGUGAAAGGCAAAACUCUUUUGGAUGCUAUUGACGCCAUUGAGCCACCCGUCCGUCCUUCAGACAAGCCCCUUCGCCUUCCCCUUCAGGACGUAUACAAGAUUGGCGGCAUUGGAACCGUCCCAGUUGGUCGCGUUGAAACUGGUGUCAUAAAGGCUGGCAUGGUUGUUACCUUCGCUCCUUCUAACGUGACUACGGAAGUCAAGUCUGUUGAGAUGCAUCACGAGCAGCUUGUUGAAGGUGUCCCUGGAGACAACGUAGGGUUCAACGUAAAAAAUGUGUCUGUGAAGGAUAUUCGCCGUGGUAAUGUCGCUUCUGACUCCAAGAACGACCCAGCCAAGGAAGCAGCAUCAUUCAAUGCUCAGGUUAUCGUUUUGAAUCACCCAGGCCAGAUUGGUGCUGGAUACGCGCCAGUUUUAGAUUGCCACACAGCGCACAUAGCGUGCAAAUUCGCCGAAUUGAUUGAAAAGAUUGAUCGUCGAAGUGGUAAAUCUUUGGAGCAGGCUCCGAAAUUCGUGAAGUCUGGCGAUGCCUGCAUCGUAAAGCUUAUCCCCUCUAAACCUAUGUGUGUGGAGUCGUACAAUGAAUACCCUCCUCUUGGUCGCUUUGCCGUUCGUGAUAUGAGGCAGACUGUCGCAGUCGGUGUUAUUAAGUCUGUUGAUAAAGCCGACAAAUCUUCUGGCAAAGUGACAAAAUCGGCGGAAAAGGCCGCAAAGAAGAAGUAAAAGCUUGGGCGAGAUGGUCUGCCGUUUUCAUACAUGUAAUCAUUGUCACAGUAACUGUAUGAUCAGAGUGAAUUUGCAACAUGUGCACCGUUUUGACUUGAUUUCGGUAGAAAAAUGAGACUUCUGUAGAAUAAAUCUUGGCCUCGUAACUAACC